Histoplasma mississippiense is the source of this 3219-nucleotide messenger RNA. RefSeq names its product elongation factor 3. The coding region runs from base 1 to 3219 and encodes 1072 amino acids. NCBI's taxonomy places the organism in Eukaryota, Fungi, Ascomycota, Eurotiomycetes, Onygenales, Ajellomycetaceae. The transcript is spliced from 3 exons. The record is from RefSeq and is a predicted model, not a curated record. Gene Ontology annotation, molecular function: translation elongation factor activity; ATP hydrolysis activity; ATP binding.
AUGCCUGCUGUCGACGUUGCCCCUUCUACCCCAGCCAUGUCUGCCAAAGACGCUUCCAAAUCCAUCGCCGUCCUCGAAGAACUCCUCAAAUCACUCUCACUCACAAAGACCCCUGACGAGGCUAAAGCCGCCGCUACCAACAUUGCUACCCUUCUGAAUGGCCCUGUCGAAGAGCAGGUUCUCCCAGCCAAGGCUGUCGAACUAUUGAAGAAGCAACUCGCAAACAAGAAAGAUGCCAGUGCCCGUGAGUGCGCCCUCGAGGCUAUCCUCGCCAUCGCCCUUCAUUCGUCCGUUGCGCCGGCCUUCGAGCCAUACCUGGUCAACCUGCUACCUCCCACUCUCGCAGCGGUUGGCGACAAGAUGGUCGCAGUGAAGAAUGUCGCUCAAGCUGCCGCUGUUGCCCUUGUCAAGGCCAUCAAUCCAAACUCCGUCAAGGCUGCUCUGCCCCCCAUCAUCAACUCCAUCCUCUCUGCUCAAAAAUGGCAGGAGAAGAUGACGGGUCUACAGUGCGUCGAGGCCCUGGUCGAAACCUCUCCGGCCCAGCUCGCCUACCGCGUUCCAGAUCUGAUUCCCGUGGUGUCCGAGUCCAUGUGGGAUACCAAGCCAGAAGUCAAGAAAUAUGCCUACAGCAUCAUGGAGAAAGUCUGUGGCCUGAUCGUCAACAAGGAUAUCGAACGCUUCAUUCCCGAGCUGAUCAAGUGUAUCGCCAAGCCUGAGAAUGUCCCGGAGACCAUUCACUUGCUCGGUGCCACCACUUUCGUCACCGAUGUCCAUGAGCCUACCUUGGCUAUCAUGGUGCCCCUGCUUGACCGUGGUCUUGCCGAGCGGGAUACCGCCAUCAAGCGGAAGUCAGCUGUCAUUGUCGACAACAUGUGUAAGCUCGUCGAGGAUCCUCAGAUCGUCGCUGCUUUCUUGCCAAAACUCAUGCCUGCGCUUGAGAAGAACUACGAAAAUCUGGCUGAUCCUGAGGCCCGUGAAAAGACCAAGCAAGGUCUUGAUACCCUCAUCCGUGUUGGCCAUGUCAAGAACGGCAAGAUCCCCGAGGUUUCCAAGGCUGGCGACGUUGAGACCGUCGUUGCCAUCCUCAAGGAUAUCCUCCAAGCCAAACACAAAGCCCAGAUCGCCGCCUCCGAGCCUACCAUCACUUACAUCGCAGCCAUUGCCGGCCAGCUUGUCGAUGAGAAAGUCAUUGACCUGCCGUCGUGGACCGAGAACACCCUGCCUUACAUCACCGCCAUUACUGGUGAAGCCGACGCCAGAUCCGUUGCCGAGACUCUGCGUCUCCGUGCUUCUCCCGGCGCUGCUGAUGAGGCUGCCGUUGAGCCCGACGAAGAGGAAGGCGAGGAUCUUUGCAACUGCACGUUCAACUUGGCCUACGGUGCUAAGAUCUUGCUGAACCAGACCCACCUGCGCCUCAAGCGCGGUCAACGAUAUGGUCUCCUCGGCCCCAACGGUUCCGGUAAAUCCACCCUCAUGCGCGCCAUCAACAACGAGCAGGUCGAGGGUUUCCCCAAGAAGGAUCAGGUCAAGACGGUCUUCGUCGAGCACGACCUUGAUGCUGCUGAUACUGAGCAGACCGUCAUAGGCUGGACUCAGAAGAAGCUGGCCGAGGUUGGCGUCAACAUCUCCACUGAUGCUAUCGAGGCUCGCCUAGUCGAGUUCGGUUUCCUCCGUGAACAAUUUGAAGGCCCCAUCACCUCUCUCUCUGGUGGCUGGAAGAUGAAGCUUGCUCUUGCCCGUGCUGUCUUCGAGGAGCCAGAUAUCCUCCUGCUCGACGAGCCCACCAACCAUCUUGACGUGAAAAACGUUGCCUGGCUCGAGAAUUACCUCAUCAACUCUCCUUGCACCUGCAUUAUUGUCUCGCACGAUAGCAAGUUCUUGAACAACGUCGUCCAGCACGUUAUCCACUACGAGCGCUUCAAGCUCCGCAGAUACCGUGGCAACUUGACUGAAUUCGCCAAGCGUUGCCCCUCCGCCCGCUCUUACUUUGAGCUCGAGGCUUCGGAGAUGGAGUUCAAGUUCCCAGAGCCAGGUUUCCUUGAAGGUGUCAAGACCAAGGCCAAGGCCAUCGUUCGCGUCAACAAUAUGUCCUUCCAAUACCCCGGCACCUCCAAGCCCCAGAUUGCAGAUAUCACCUUCCAAUGCUCGCUCGGUUCCCGUAUCGCCGUCAUUGGCCCCAACGGUGCUGGCAAGAGUACACUGGUCAACGUCCUGACAGGCGAACUUAUCCCCACCAGCGGUGAUAUCUACCACCACGAGAACAUCCGUAUCGCCUACAUCAAACAGCACGCCUUCGCCCAUAUCGACAACCACCUCGACAAAACGCCUUCCGAAUACAUCCAAUGGCGUUUCCAAACCGGCGAGGAUCGCGAAACCAUGGAUCGCGCUAACAAGAUCGUCACCGAGGAUGACGAAAAGGCAAUGGACAAGAUCUUCAACAUCGACGGCAGCAAACGUCGUGUCAUCGGCAUCCACUCCCGCCGCAAGUUCAAGAACUCCUACGAAUACGAAUGUUCCUUCGUCCUGGGCGAAAAUGUCGGCCUGAAGAACGAGAAAUGGACCCCGAUGAUGACGGCAGACAAUGCCUGGAUUCCCCGUAACGAGAUCCUCGCUUCACACGCCAAGAUGGUCGCCGAGGUUGACCAGAAAGAGGCUCUGGCCAGCGGCCAAUUCCGCCCUCUCGUCCGCAAGGAGAUCGAACAGCACUGCUCCUUCUUCGGCCUCGAUGCCGAGCUGGUCUCGCACUCGCGCAUGCGCGGCCUCUCUGGCGGCCAGCGGGUCAAGGUCGUGCUUGCAGCUUGUUCGUGGCAGCGGCCGCAUCUGAUCGUCCUCGACGAGCCAACCAACUACCUCGACCGCGACUCGCUCGGAGCGCUCUCCAAGGCCCUGAAAUCCUUCGAGGGCGGUGUGAUCAUCAUCACUCACUCCUCAGAGUUCACCGAAGGGCUGACUUCUGAAAUCUGGUCCGUGCUGAAGUCCGAAUCGGACGGCAUCGGCCGCAUGCAGCCGUCCGGCCACAAUUGGGUGCAAGGCCAGGGCACGGGCCCCCGUCUGACGGAGAAGGAGGACGACCAGGAGAAAUUCGAUGCUAUGGGUAACAAAAUCGAAUCCACCAAGAAGGCGAAAAAACUCACUGCAUCCGAGCUGCGAAAGAAGCGCAAGGACCGUAUGGCUCGCCGCCGCGCUGGCGAGGAGGUUUUCAGCGAUGAGGACUUGUAA